ACGCGCAACUGCAGCAGAUCGUCAGUCGCGCGGAGGGGCGGGCGGGGGAGCGCGCGCGCUUGCUCUUCAUCACUGCUCAUCCAGAAAUUCACUAGGAGGACCGGGACCGGAGAUCGGUUUGGGGGAACCUAAAACCCCACUGGACAGCUUCGAAGAGCCUGCAGAACCGGAGAACCGCCGGUGAGACUCGGAAAACCCACCGCACCCAAACGCACCGGGCCAGGUGAGCGAGGAGGAACCAGCAAUCCGCAGAGAUUCGGGUCCGGAUCUGAGUCCGGAGCCGCAGAGGCGCAGCGCGGAUUGAAGGAGCUCUCUUUGGGGUUUUAUUAUUAUUAUUUAUUUUUUACACGCCCUCGGAACCGGAGCUCGGAACCGCAGCUCCGUGUAGAGGCGGCGACUGAAGCCGGAGAGCAGCUGGGGGAGGAGCGGCUGUCGGUGCGCGGAGCUCCGGAGACCGAGUGGAUCAUCCAUGGGUUAGCCCGGACUGGUGGUCCACAGCAGCCUGCAGAACCCCGGAGGGUCCGCUCUUACCUGCACGCACCUGCGCUCCCUGACCCGACCUGCGGGGGCCGGAUGAUGUAGGCGCCGCUGCCCCGCCACCAGCAGCAGCAGCAGCAGCUACCGAAUCCCGAGUCUCAGCAACCCACCCAGGUCUCUGGACCCCAGGUCUCAGCCCCCCAGGUCCCCGGUCCAGAGAAGAACCAUGCCGGCGGGGAUGAAACCGCUGGAGAAGUUCCUGAAGAAGCAGACCACCGCGCUGACGCGGGCCGGGGGGUUCGGCGGGAUGGGGGACAAGGCCAGCGGUGGCACCGGGGCGUCCCGCAGGAGGGCCAGCCUGUCCCGGGUCGUCCCGUUCUUCAGGGAGACCUCACCUGAAAGCGGCCACGCGCGGGAGGUGUUCAGCCCUGACAGCGAGGAGCCCCCCUCCUGGCCCUCCGCUGCAGGAACUGGGCUGGCCUCAGUUCCGUGCAGUGCCAACGGCUCCUGCUCCGGUUCUGGUUCUGGAUCUGGGUCUGGAUCUGGGUCUGGUUCUGGGUCUGGAUCCGGUUCCGGUUCUGGAGGAGGAGACGUCCGCAGUCCGUCUUUGUCCAGCGACGAGCAGAGCUCCGAGGCGAGUCUGAUCACAGAGAGCAGUGGAGGAGGUUCUGGUUCUGGUUCUGGUCCAGGAGGAGGGACGCCUCUUCAUCCCGACACUCCAGAUAACCUGACGUUAGCGGUUCUGGACGGGGUGGCGGGAAAACGGUUCGGACACUGUUCAGAAACCCUGUUGGAUGACUUCAUGUUGACACAUCCCAUCUUCCUGACGGCCGACAGGCUCCAGCAAGUCCUGCUGCAGCAAUUCUCCCUGGAGGCAGAGCGGAGGGACGGCGAGGCCGAGGCGGCCAUGAGCGCCGCCGAGAGGAAGCAGGCGGUGCUGAACAUGGCCUUCCGCUACCUGGACACCUACAGAGAGCUGCUGCAGGAGGAGGGGGAGCGCAGCAACAGCUUCCCCAAGGAGCUGUACAUGUGUGCGGUUCAGGAGCUGACCCGGUAUCCUGAGCUGGUGGAGGACGUCCUGAAGCUGCAGCGAUGGUCCGAGAUCCUGCACUGCCCCUCCGACGAGGAAAAGGAGAGCAGGAAGAAGCAGGUCCGCCCGCUGUUCAGACACUUCAGACGUAUCGAUGCCUGCCUGCAGCCCCGUGAGGCCUUCAGAGGCUCAGACGAAAUCUUCUGCAGGGUGUACACCCCGGAUCACUCCUACGUCACCAUCCGGAGCCGCCUGUCCUGCCGGGUCGGAGAGAUUCUGGCGCUGGUCAAAGAGAAACUCCAGUACAGCGAGGACCAACCAGUUUUGCCCGGAAACCUCAUACUGGUGGCCGUCACCUCAGCUGGAGAAAAAGCCGUGUUUCGCCCCAGCGACGAGGCCGUCUUCACCACGCUGGGCGUCAACACCCACCUGUUCGCCUGUGAACCCUCUGAACUCGACUCUUUGAAAACCGAUGGAAGAUCCAGUUGGGAAAAUUUGACGUUUCUUCACGAGAGUUGCAAAACGUUCCACGGAGAACUCGUCAAUUUUGAGAAGAUGCAUAAAGUGGCUGAAAUGGUGAGAACCAUCAGACGGUACCGCAGCUCCCAGCUGGCCAUAGAUACAGAGACGUCCCCCUCCCACCUGCAGACGAAGGCCUACGUCCGUCAGCUGCAGGUGAUCGACAACCAGAACCUGCUGUUCGACAUGUCCUGCAAGCUGGAGCCCAAAGACACGUAGAGGGACGAAGGAGCGGCGAGGAAGAGGAGGAGGGUCACGACCUGGACGUUAGAUUUACACCUGCUCCUCUUCAUCAUAUAACAUAAAACAUUCUGUCAAACCUCUGAACCUGGAGACCCACAACUCUGGUUUCGUCUGUUUCUGGUUUGUCUCUGCAGGAUUCUGCAGAACCAGAACCGACCCGAAACCUAAGCAUUGGUUCCUAACACACAGCUGGAACCCAAAGUGGAGUUACGGCUCCUCCACAAACCAGUCUACCCAGUCGAUUCACAUAGUUAUUUAUAUUUACCUCAAAUUCUGCGUAUUUUCAGCUGCAGUAGCAGAAAAUCAGUGGCGAUCCUGAGGGGGGCCCAGUGGGGGCAAUGGCCCCCUUUUGAAAAAUGGUUGCCACCCUCCUGCACUCCCAGAGAAUCAUCUUUAUGUUGUAGAAACGUAUAAAAAGUUAUCUUCUUCAAGAGAUACAUGUAAACCCAGAUAAGUAUGAGUUGUUCAAAUAAAUAAAAAAUCAAUAAAGAAACAAAAUAUAUAUAUAUGCCCUCUAAAAAUGUUAUUAAAAUUUUCUGAAAAUAUGCAGAAUUUAACUAAAUAAACAAAUUUACCAUCAUUACAUCAGUGUAAUGAUGGUAAAGUUUAUUAUCAGGAAUCAAACAAAUUUCUCUUUUAAAAAUUUAAUUACAAAAACAGUUUAGUUCCCAUUUGAUUCCUUUACAAAGUGAUCAAACUUUGUCUUUAUUACCUGAGAUUUUUCUCUUUAUGCAUUUCCAAACAGGAGAACAGCCAUGAUGCAGCUUUAAAAUACAGGGGAAAAAUGAAGCAUCAAGUAAAAGUUUAUCUUUCUCUACCAGCAGAGGGCAGUAGGUGUCAGGUGCUGCUCCUUUAAAUUCAGAAGGUGCGUUAAAGAGCAAACCUUGAGCUUUAAUGUUUCUCCCGAAACAAUAUUUGAA
Poecilia reticulata (guppy) is the source of this 3189-nucleotide messenger RNA. The record is from RefSeq and is a predicted model, not a curated record. Lineage: Eukaryota; Metazoa; Chordata; Actinopteri; Cyprinodontiformes; Poeciliidae.